CGCGUUGGGUCUGAAAGGUCAGAGAUCACGACCUCGAGGAGAUAAGGAAAAGAUAGAUUAUAACUAAGUCGACUUAUACUGAGCAGUUUCUUCCAAAAUGAACAAGUUUAUUUUCUUCGCCUUUUUUGUGGGAAGCGUCACGUGCCAAGACGAUGGAUCAACGCUCUUACACAAUUUGUUCAAUCAGAUGGACCUUGAUUUAGACGGCUUCUUAUCCCUGUCUGAGGCACAGGCAGUUCUAACAACGAUGGAUGUGAACAAGGAUAUGAUGGUCACAGAGAGGGAAUUUUACGAGGGCCUGGUAACAGGGGCCCCCACACUGUGGAACUGUGCCAAGACAUUUUUCGCUGCACUGGAUGUUGACCACGUCCACCUUAUAAAAGAAAAACACAUCAGUACGAUAUUCAGUGACAUGGACAGGAACGCCAAUGGAGUUGUAAGUGAAGAAGAAUUCACAGCAUUCAUUAUUGAUUUGGAACAGAACUGUCGUGUGAACGGACACAUCAAUGGAGCUAAAAGAUUUGUACCUAAAGUAGACCAAAGGCGACGAUAGAUAUAUAUGCAUGCUUCCCAUUAAAAAAAUAUUUACACCAGUCGUUUCGUUACUAUAUAA
Saccostrea cuccullata (small rock oyster) is the source of this 613-nucleotide messenger RNA. RefSeq lists its product as uncharacterized. Gene Ontology annotation, molecular function: calcium ion binding. Lineage: Eukaryota; Metazoa; Mollusca; Bivalvia; Ostreida; Ostreidae. The record is from RefSeq and is a predicted model, not a curated record. The coding region runs from base 98 to 553 and encodes 151 amino acids. The transcript has 6 exons.